AGGAAGAGGAGGCUUUCUAAGGUGAUCGCUCCGGGAAAUUUGGGCUCUAGGAUUGUCCAUUCAGCCCAGUAUCAGCGAGAUACGGGGAGACAGAGUCAGCGACAACGUGAGCCCGAGCUGGAGCAGGUUUGGUGCGAGACCAGAAGGCAAUGGAGGCCCGAGAGGGGAAGGAGCGCGUUCCGAAACAAAGGCAAGUCCUGAUAUUCUUUGUUUUGCUGGGCAUAGCUCGGGCCAGUUCCCAGCCUAGGCACUAUUCAGUGGCUGAGGAAAUGGAGAGUGGCUCGUUGGUGGCCAAUUUGUUAAAAGACCUGGGGCUGGAGGUAAGAGAACUUGCCGUGAGGGGGGCCAGGGUCGUUUCCAAAGGAAAAAAAAUGCAUUUGCAGUUCGAUAGGCAGACCGGGGAUUUAUUGUUAAAUGAGAAAUUGGACCGGGAGGAGCUGUGCGGCCCCACAGAGCCGUGUGUCCUACCUUUCCAGGUGUUACUAGAAAAUCCCUUGCAGUUUUUUCAGGCGGAGCUACGAAUUAGGGACAUAAAUGAUCAUCCCCCAGUUUUCCUGGACAAAGAAAUACUUUUGAAAAUUUCGGAGAGUAUCACUCCUGGAACUACUUUUUUAUUAGAACGCGCCCAGGACUUGGAUGUAGGAACCAACAGUCUCCAAAAUUACACAAUCAGUCCCAAUUUCCACUUCCACCUUAAUUUACAAGACAAUCCCGAUGGGAUAAUAUUACCACAGCUGGUGCUGGAUAGAGCCCUGGAUCGCGAGGAGCAGCCUGAGAUCAGGUUAACCCUCACAGCGUUGGAUGGCGGGACUCCACCCAAGUCCGGCACGGCCCUGGUACGCAUUGAAGUUGUGGACAUAAAUGACAACGUCCCAGAGUUUGCAAAGCCGCUCUAUGAGGUGCAGGUUCCGGAGGACAGCCCCGUUGGAUCCCAGGUUGCCAUCGUCUCUGCCAGGGAUUUAGACAUUGGAACUAACGGAGAAAUAUCUUAUGCAUUUUCCCAAGCCUCUGAAGACAUUCGCAAAACAUUUCGAUUAAGUGCAAAAUCGGGAGAACUCCUUUUAAGACAGAAACUGGAUUUCGAAUCCAUCCAGACGUAUACAGUAAAUAUUCAGGCGACAGAUGGUGGGGGCCUAUCUGGAACUUGUGUGGUAUUUGUCCAAGUGAUGGAUUUGAAUGACAAUCCUCCGGAACUGACCAUGUCCACACUUACCAAUCAGAUCCCAGAAAACUUGCAGGACACCAUCAUUGCUGUAUUCAGCGUUUCAGAUCAAGAUUCCGGAGAUAACGGAAGAAUGGUGUGCUCCAUCCAGGAUGACCUUCCUUUCUUCUUGAAACCUUCUGUGGAGAACUUUUACACUCUGGUGUUAAGCACAGCCCUGGAUCGGGAGACCAGAUCCGAAUAUAACGUCACCAUCACUGUCACAGACUUGGGGACACCCAGGCUGAAAACCGAACACAACAUAACCGUGCUGGUCUCCGACGUCAAUGACAACGCCCCCGCCUUCACUCAAACCUCCUACACCCUGUUCGUCCGCGAGAACAACAGCCCCGCCCUGCACAUCGCCAGCGUCAGCGCCACAGACAGAGACUCCGGCAGCAACGCCCAGGUCACCUACUCGCUGCUGCCGCCCCAGGACCCGCACCUGCCCCUCGCCUCCCUGGUCUCCAUCAACGCGGACAACGGACACCUGUUCGCCCUCCGGGCGCUGGACUACGAGGCCCUGCAGGCGUUCGAGUUCCGCGUGGGCGCCACAGACCGCGGCUCCCCGGCGCUGAGCAGCGAGGCGCUGGUGCGCGUGCUGGUGCUGGACGCCAACGACAACUCGCCCUUCGUGCUGUACCCGCUGCAGAACGGCUCCGCGCCCUGCACCGAGCUGGUGCCCCGGGCGGCCGAGCCGGGCUACCUGGUGAGCAAGGUGGUGGCGGUGGACGGCGACUCGGGCCAGAACGCCUGGCUGUCGUUCCAGCUGCUCAAGGCCACGGAGCCCGGGCUGUUCGGCGUGUGGGCGCACAAUGGCGAGGUGCGCACCGCCAGGCUGCUGAGCGAGCGCGACGCGGCCAAGCACAGGCUGGUGGUGCUGGUCAAGGACAAUGGCGAGCCCCCGCGCUCGGCCACCGCCACGCUGCACGUGCUCCUGGUGGACGGCUUCUCCCAGCCCUACCUGCCGCUCCCGGAGGCGGCCCCGGCCCAGGCCCAGGCCGACUCGCUCACCGUCUACCUGGUGGUGGCGUUGGCCUCGGUGUCGUCGCUCUUCCUGUUCUCGGUGCUCCUGUUCGUGGCGGUGCGGCUGUGCAGGAGGAGCCGGGCGGCGUCGGUGGGUCGCUGCUCGGUGCCCGAGGGUCCCUUUCCGGGGCAUCUGGUGGACGUGAGCGGCACCGGGACCCUGUCCCAGAGCUACCAGUACGAGGUGUGUCUGUCAGGAGGUUCUGGGACAAAGGAGUUCAAGUUCCUGAAGCCGAUUAUCCCCAACUUCCUUGCUCAGGGUGCAGAGAGGGUUAGCGAGGCAAACCCCAGUUUCAGGAACAGCUUUGAAUUCAGUUAAGUGUUAAUAAGGUUCUAUUAAGCCUCAUCUCAGUUUUUCUGUGGAAAGUCCCUUUUUACUUUUUGCCCAUUGUUGAGGUCUCUUUUGAUCUGGUUCAAGGCGAGUCACUGGAGUAGAGCAAAAUUCCAAA
Molecule: messenger RNA, 2676 nt
Organism: Saimiri boliviensis boliviensis (Bolivian squirrel monkey)
Lineage: Eukaryota; Metazoa; Chordata; Mammalia; Primates; Cebidae
Source: RefSeq, a predicted model, not a curated record